Molecule: messenger RNA, 4916 nt
Organism: Dromaius novaehollandiae (emu)
Lineage: Eukaryota; Metazoa; Chordata; Aves; Casuariiformes; Dromaiidae
Product: cytosolic phospholipase A2 zeta-like
Exons: 20
Coding region: 1-2298 (765 amino acids)
Biological process (GO): glycerophospholipid catabolic process
Cellular component (GO): vesicle; ruffle membrane; cytosol
Molecular function (GO): calcium ion binding; calcium-dependent phospholipid binding
Source: RefSeq, a predicted model, not a curated record
AUGGGAAAGACUUGCGUCAUCGUGCGGUGGCCGAGGGGCUACCAGCUGCGUUGUGGGAAUCAACCGAAGACACUAAAGGAAGCUGAGAAGUUGAAAGGACUAGAAGGUGGCUGGAUCUGGUCCUGUAUGUUCAGUGCUGUGCUGCUUAGCCGGGGGUCAGCCCGGAUGCUCUCCGUUCUGGCUGCUGCCCUGUUUAAGGGGAAGAAGUCUCCGGUCUAUGAUGAGCGGCUCUUGGACUAUUUGUUGUUUCAGAAGGAAACGCAUCCUUAUUACAGUCUCUCAGUGAAGAUUCUCAGAGCGAGGAACAUCCACGGCCUGGAUCUUCUGUCCAAGGCAAACUGCUACGUGGCAGUGGAUCUUCCAACCGCAUCUCCGGUCACUUCUCGAACGCAGGUUGUUUAUAACUGCAGUGAUCCGGAAUGGAAUGAAACUUUCAAGUAUAAGAUCCACAGUGCUGUGAAGAAAAUUGUGGAGUUCACAUUCUAUGACGCAAACGUUGUGCUGAGAAGUUAUGCUGCCUCCAUUGCUUUUGAUGUGGCAAAUAUUACACCAGGCCAGACUUUUAAUCACACAUUUGUGCUCAGUCACCAGGGAAAGGAGAAGAAUGAAGAGUUGGAUGUGGAAUUUUUCUUGGGAGAAAGCACAGAUCCCCCCACUGAGGUCAUCACCAAUGGUGUUUUGGUGGCUCACCCUUGUCUGCGUGUCCAAGGCACUGUGGAUAAAAGUGAGAAAAGCCGGUGGUUAACACAGGAGAAUUGUCAGGUCCACCUCUCCUUGCCUGGGUCCUUUGAGCGCUGGUCGUCCACCUCCUGCAGUGCUGAGUCGGAGCAGAAAAGGAAGAUCCCUUUUGUUUUCCACGUGGACCAAGAAAUCCACCCAAAGCUGCUCUUGGAUCUGCUGCAAACUACGCCUGUUAGAGAGGAAGGAUGGAGUGAAGACCUGAAAAUGCACACUGAGCAUUUAGGAAUGGCAUCCAUACCUGUUUCGACACUUCCUCGUGGGCAGGAACUAGAGUUUAGUGUUCUGGUAGGAAAGGGACAAAGUGUGGAUAUGACUUUGAAGGUUGAAGAAUGUUCUGAGGAUCUUGAUGUACGCCUUGGUUUUAACCUCUCCAGAGGAGAACAACAAUUUUUGCUCAGAAGGAAAGAAAAAUCUUCUAAAGCACUAAAGAAGGUACUGAAGUUGUCAAAAGCACCUUUGAAAAAUGAGGUCCCUACAGUGGCGGUUGUGAGUUCAGGAGGUGGGGUGAGAGCCAUGACUGCUUUCUAUGGCAACCUGUUAGGACUCCAACAGCUUUUUCUGUUAGAUACCUUGACAUAUUUGUGUGGCAUUUCAGGAUCUACUUGGUGCUUGUGUGGACUCUACGAAGAUUCUCACUGGUCCCACAAAGAUCUGCAGGAGGCAAUUAGCAGCGCUCGGCAAUUUGUGACCAGCAGCAAAGCGAAAGCAUUUUCUGCAGAACAACUGGUGUAUUAUUUCCAGCAGUUAUGGUUGUUAGAGAAGGAAGGAUGGAAUGUCACCCUGACAGAUUUGUGGGGUCUCAUAAUAGAAUAUUUUUUACAUCAAAAGGAGAACCCACGGAGGCUGUCUGACCAGCAGGCAGCUAUGAGGUGGGGACAGAACCCCUACCCCAUCUACGCGGCUAUCAACGUGAGGCCCAAGGCUGAUAGCAGCGUGUUUGCAGAAUGGUGUGAGUUCAUACCCUAUGAGUUUGGUAUUCACAAAUAUGGAGCUUUUAUCCGCACAGAAGACUUUGGCAGUAAAUUCUUUAUGGGGCUGCUACGUGAGAGGCAUCCAGAACCCAGGGUUUCCUUUUUGCAAGGAGUAUGGUCAAGUGCAUUUGCUACAAACCUAGAGGAAAUUUGGAAAGAGGUGGUUUCAUCAAAAGUGGGCUUUCUGGAAUCUCUGAAAGCUGCCAUAAAAAGCUCACGUGAGACUUGGGGACAUCAAUAUCCAGAUACUUCCAACUUUGAGACUCGGAUGGUUAUGCCAGAAGGAGCUAUUUCAAGUUUAUUUCAAGAUUUCUCUAAGUAUCGCUUUUUCUCUGGACAAAAUGUGAACUAUAUGCGUGGACUAUACCUUCAUAAGGACUACUUGAAAGCCAAGGAGUUUGUGGCUUGGAAGGGUACUCAACUGGAUGCACUCCCCAACCAUUUAACACCUAUGGAGGAUAACCUGUAUCUGAUAGAUGGGAGUUUUUCUAUCAAUUCUCCUUUUCCUUUGGUGCUUCAUCAAGAAAGAGAUGUAGAUGUUAUCCUGUCUUUCAACUACUCUUGGGAAGCCCCAUUUGAGGGGUAGUACGUAAGACAGAAGAAGAGAAAUCAUCUGGAAAAUUUGCUGUUGAUGGGAAAACAUCUCCUUAUUAUACUAUGAAUUUCACUUAUCAACCUGCUGAAUUUGAUCAGCUGCUGGAGCUGUGUCGCUACAACAUUGUGAACAAUAAGGAUGCAAUUUUUAAAGCUCUUGCUUUGGGAAUGAAAAGAAGAGCACAAAAGAGCAAAGGGGAAUAAGGGUCUUUUGAUUGUACUGUGAAUGGUUGUAGGGUGUUGAGUGAAUGGCAUCAGGCAGGAAUAUUUGAUGCUAAAAGGAUCUGAAAGUAGCUGGCAGUUUUGCUCUGUAGUUUCUCAAAUGCAGGAUCUGUUAGUAGAUUACAGGAACUAGGUGGUUCUUGAUGAAGUGUAUGAACUAAACUUAAAUAAUGACAUGAAAAUGUCUGUGUGGAUGUCCGAUUUACUAAACUUUUGUGCAAUAUAUGAACAAAUGAGAUUAAAGCAGUGAUGGUUUUUAGUCAUUCAGCUGCACAUAGAUAUAAACAAAUCUCUAGUGUUCCAGUUGCAUGAAGCAGUUAGUUUUUCUCUCUAUGAAAUAGUGUUAAGGUGGCAUCAAGAUGUGCUAGGAUAGGUGAUAAAGGGGUAUAUAUACUCGGACAAGACAGGUUUGUGUUUUCUUUAGGGCUCUGUGUAGUUUAAUUUUGGAGGCUUUUUUUUGUUAAAUAUCUAAUAGGAUAUUAGUUGGAAAAAAAAGUUUUUUUUGGUGGGAUCCUCAUUGCUUUUAUUAUACCCACUCACUAGGUAAAUAGGUGAAGUUAAUACAAGUCUGUUAACAUGUGCUGAAACUAUGCACCAUUUUGCCAUGCUACUUUGCCAUGCCACAUCUUAAAAAAUUGUAUGGUAGCUGAAGACCUUGUAUUCACCACCCUGAAAAGUGGCUCUCUCUGUGAUUUUGAAAAAGACCAAAACCACCUCAUUUCGAUUGGAGUGCUUUUUAGUACAUUUUUCUUUUAUAAAAAUAAAAUAGAUUAUGAAGAGGAAUACAAGGAUUUUUUCUGGUUCUUUGAUGCUUUAAGACGUUUUUUUGAGGAAGAGUGUACAUAGCAGAAAUGGUGAAAACUGGGCAGAAAGUGCUGUCAGAAACACUGCAUAAGCAAACUGAAAAAUGUUUUGUUGUUAGUUUUGUUCUAGCUUAGUGGUUCUUGGCGUUAUUUGUAACUAAAGCAGGUGCGGUUUUUUUUGGGUCAACCCUCCACAUGAGAAACAGCAAAAGAUCUGUCUUUACUUCAGGGCCAGAGAGAGGUUAGGAAAUAGAAUAAGAGGAAGUCUGUGCUGUGAAGAGCAAGUGAUGGCUUGAAAUAGGAAGAAGAAAAGCAGAUGGACGCAAAUCUGCCACUUGUGCUCUGGCAGUAGUGCCUAGACUUGCUAACAUGCAAAACUGAGGCCUGAUGUUUCCAUCUGCAUAUGACCUUCAAAGGCUGGUCAGAGCUGUCUGAAUGAUGAGCCCUAUGUGUAUGAGCCUGUCAGUGCUAGAACAGCACUUUUUAAUCUUCCAUUCGGUUAUCAAAAAACGUAAGAUUAACUAAAUCUCUGCUACUGAAGACCUGAGCAAGUGUUAGGCAAUCAAGGGCUUCAGUUCAUUAAUGAGAUCUCUGCAAAUGGCAGUGCUGCCUGGCUUUAUUAUGUUUCAUCAGUGCUUAGGUUCCUGUAAAGCUCAUUCUGGUUAAAACUUCACUCCAUGGAGGACAAUUCUUACAUUUUUAAAAAAGUGAAUAAGAAAGUGAAUAAAAAUGAUACACGCGAUUAUAUUACACUCAGCUACUUGUGAAAAUCAUUUUUUUUUUUUUCUUUCUGCAGUUUGGAUCAUCCUCAAACUCUCAUCACAAAUGGUGUGCUUGUGGUAAAGGUAGCCUUAUGGAUUGAUAUCUUCCCUAUUUCCUCUUUCUUGAAAGAUGCAGAAGAAGGUGAAUCUAGAGGAGAUGACUCUGAAGAAGCGAUUUCUGUGUGAAAUGACAGACUUCAGUCGUUCAGGUGUCAGGAUCUAGUCUUGUUCUUAGGGAAGACAUUUCCACUGGUACUAAUACUGAACGGCUUACUCCAUCCAGUUUAUUACUUAUGUUUUUUCAAAAUGUGCAGCAUUUUGAUUUUGUAGUUUAUCUUCUCAGUGAUACAACUUUAAUGAGCCCAUGGAGUAGCAUAUGGUCCCAACAGCUACCAGAGUGAAACUUAGAAUGAAAGAGACUAGGGAGUAAAAUGAGAUACAUGGUGGCUCAAGUAUGUUAGAAAUAUGUUAGAAAUAGUCCUAAGUUUUAAGGAAUGCAGUAGGCUCAUCAUUCAAAUUCCUCAAGCCCAAAGGUUUUCCCCAAGCUGUUCUAUCCAAAUGAAUAACACUAUCUCCUUAGCUUUCAGUCUGUUUGUUUUUUUAACUGUUUUUGACAAUCCCAUCAGUUUUCCUGUUUAGAAGUCUGUGCAACCAAGGGGGGGAAGAGUGUGAAUUGUUUAAAAGGUGAAUGUAUCUGUAGAUUGAUGUCAUUGCAAAAUCACAUUCUGUUAGGAAAGAAAGGGAUUUUUUUUUCCCUCCCAACUAUGUAGAGGACAAUUUCCAAAUAGCACUUAGGGUGAUAAUAAAAUGUGUAUAUAAACUCC